AUGAGUUGCUCCGGUUUGCUGUGUCUGCACCGUGGGGACCUCCAUCGUGCGUUGUUGCCCCUCUACUGCACCCUCACCGUCCGUGUCCUCAGCCAUGGCCGCCGCAUGAGCCCCAGCCUCAAGCAGAGCUACCGCGUAUUGCAGCUGCCGGUAAAUGAGGACAGCAGCCAAGCCGAUGUGAGGGAGGCCUACCUACGCAUGGCCAAGCUCUACCACCCGGACUCUGGUGCGCCGACGGCCGACGCGGCUCUCUUCGCCCGCAUCGAGGAGGCGUACCGAGCUGUGCUAGCGCACCUUGCGCGCCAGAAAUCCGCGUUGCAGUACACCCAACCAGCUGAAGAGGAGGACGAAGAAAAGAACAAAGGCAGUGCUGUUGCCCACCGGCAAUAUCUCAGCUUCGAGGGGGUCGGCACCGGCACACCCAGCCAGCGGGAGCGCCGGUACCAGCAGUUCCGCGUGGACCGGGCCACGGACCAGGUGCUGGAGUACCGGCGCAAGGAGAUGGAGCGUUCAGCGGCGGACGAGGGAGCCAUGGUCGAGCGUGACAUGCGCCUGCGCAGCCGGCAGAUCAAGAUCACGCAGGCGGUGGAGAGGCUGGUGGAGGACCUCAUCCAGGAGUCGAUGGCGCGCGGAGACUUCCGGAACCUGAGCGGCAGCGGCAAGCCGCUCAACAAGUUCGAGCACAACCCGUACGCCGACCCCACGACACACAACCUCAACCGCAUCCUCAUCGACAACGGCUACCAGCCCGAGUGGAUCGUGACCCAGAAGGAGAUCCGCGAGAGGCUGGCCAAGUUGCGGUCAGAGCUGCUGGAGGCCCGGGGCCGACUCGGGGAGCCCAUGCGGUCCCACGAGCAGCUCCGGUGGCAGGAGCUGUGUGGGAACUUCGCCGUGGACCUGGCCAAGCUCAACAAGAGGGUGGACACGUUCAACUUGAUCGUGCCCUUGCUCAGCCGGCAGAUGGUCCACUUCAGCCUGAAGAGAGAGGUGGAGCGGGCCUUGAGGGAGGACAAGGAACGGAGGGAGGAGAGGAGGAGGAGGGAGACAGAGUUGAGGCAGAUGGAGAGAGAGAGGGAGAGGGAGACGACCCAGGCACGACAGGACGGCAGACAAGGACUGUUGGCAUGGAUGCAGAAUCUAUUGAAAUAGCUACGAGAUACAGACAAACCAGACCACCAGCUCAAGGACGGUUAUAUGGCACAGAGAGAGCUCUGAGUCAGCUGAACAAGUGAACUGAGCAGUGCUGACAUUUAUGAUAUGAAAAAGUGGCCUUUCAGAUUCUCUGACUACAUGAAUACUUUGGGCGGCUAUUAUACUUCGAUGGACACACCUGUCUAUUUUACCUCCUUGCGUAUUUUAAAUAAUAUCUAUUCAAAUCACAAAUGGAUUGGAAACAGUUUGUGUGAUUCAACUUGAGUGUCCUUGAUUUUUUUGGAGCAUGGAGGCCCUGUUGUUAUUGACUAACAUGUUUAUGUGAACAGUGAUUUCUAUUGAGGCUUGAGGUCCACAGAGACUUCCUGAUGAACUCUUACAUUUAAGAAUGGCAGGGUAACUGUCCAAUGCUGCUAAUAUUACAAAAAUGUGUACUGUAUACAUAUGAAAUAGACUAAACCGUUAAUGAAAUGUAUUAUAUGAGACAGAUCACAUCCAAAAUACCUGUAUGCUCAAAUGCUUUACUCUCAAAUGCUGUUUUUGGCAUCUGACCAUGGAAUCAACAACUGAGCACUUUUAUAAAUAAUCAUAAACCAGA
This is a messenger RNA of Alosa sapidissima (American shad), 1750 nucleotides long. It is a transcript of the gene dnajc28, whose product is annotated as DnaJ (Hsp40) homolog, subfamily C, member 28. The transcript has a single exon. Bases 1 to 1149 code for a protein of 382 amino acids. NCBI's taxonomy places the organism in Eukaryota, Metazoa, Chordata, Actinopteri, Clupeiformes, Clupeidae. The record is from RefSeq and is a predicted model, not a curated record.